AUGGAUUCAUAUAUUCGAAAAUCUUCCAAACACGGCCCUCCUCAGGACCAAUUGACAAAAAAUCUCGGAAAAACAAUUCGAAUUUGCCAAUUAAACGCCGAAGGUCUUAGCAGAGCUAAAAGCGAGUACAUUACGAAACUCUUGCUAGACCAAAAGAUUGACAUGGCUGUUAUCCAGGAAACCCAUAUAGAGAGUGAAGACCAGCAACGUCGCAGAGGCAAAAUUCAUGGUUUUGACCUACUUGGAGCUACCUACCACCGCUCAUAUGGAGUCGCAACCUACGUUCGGAAUGACAUCGAAAACGCUAUAUUAUUAAAUUCUACAGUAACCUCAAACAUCCACCAAGUAGUAACAAAAAUAGCUGACAUUACCGUCGUUAAUGCCUAUAAGCCACCUCAAACAUCCUGGCCUGAUAAUGUCCUAAAUGUCUCUCCACACCCUGCAAUAUAUGCAGGCGACUUCAAUAGCCAUCACACUGCUUGGAAAUAUCGAACCACUGAUGAAAAUGGCGAUCGCCUUGCGAGCUGGGCUGAUUCACAUGAUCUUCACCUAAUUUUUGAUGCCAAAGAACGAAACUCUUUCAGAUCAGCUGCGUGGAACACUGAAACAAACCCAGACCUGUGUUUUGUCUCAGAUAAUGCCAAAAAACGUCCUAUAUCAAUGUCGAGGAAAGUUCUGGAUGACUUCCCGCACAGUCAACAUCGCCCCAUAGUUCUCGAAACUGGAAUUAAAAUUCCGAUAAUCCAUUCUACACCCAGGCCUAGGUGGAAUUUUGGAAAGGCCCAAUGGGACAAAUUCGCUAUGGAGUUGGACAAAGUCGUCAGAUGGAUCCCUCCUAAAAGCCACAAUUAUGGUAGAUUUGGCAAAGCCGUUAUAACAACAGCAAAAAAGUGUAUACCACGUGGAUUUCGAAAGGAAUAUGUCCCAGGAUGGAGCGACGACAUGGAACAGCUCUAUCAGGAAUUUCAGAACAACGGAGACUCUGAGAUAGCAGACGAGCUCCUUAUCGGGGCUUGGAGCCUUCUGAGGAAACUGGGCAGCUCUAACCCACCCACUCGUGAACCACCGGAAGUAUCAGCAGACCAAAUCGCUGCAAAAGUGAUAACACUCUCUAAGGCCCCUAGCAGCAAACAACAAAACGCAAAUAUUAAAAAACAACUGACAAUCUGCCGCCAAAAAGCAAGUGCCCACUCUGAAUACGCCAAGUCAUUCUCUGUGGAAGAAGUCGAUAAAGCACUGGAAAACACCAAAUCUGGUAAAGCUCCUGGAUUCGAUGGAAUUCGCCCCGAAUUCCUCAAAAACUGCGGGAAACAUACAAGAAUGUGGCUGAGUAAAUUCUAUUCCGAUAUCCUACUAACAGGGCAUAUUCCAAUAGAGCUCAAGAAAUCCAAAAUAGUUGCAGUUCUAAAGCCAAACAAACCUAAGAACGUGCCUGAAAGCUACCGCCCAAUAGCCUUAUUAAGUUCAUGCUACAAACUUCUAGAACGUAUGCUAUUAAACCGAAUAGGCCCAUUGAUAUUGGAACAUACUCCUGUUGAACAGGCUGGAUUCAGACCGCAUCGUAGCUGUGUGGACCAGGUACUCAGCCUAACAAUACACAUUGAAGCAGGAUUCCAAAAACAGCAGAAGACCACUGUGGUGUAUGUUGACUUGACUGCGGCGUAUGACACGGUCUGGAGAGAAGGUCUUCUAUACAAAUUCCUCAACGUAGUACCAUGCAGUAGAAUAGCAUCUCUAUUAAACAACAUGCUGUGUGACAGGCCCUUCCAAAUAAUAACAGGAAAAAACAGGAGUAAAAUAAGACACCUUAAUAAUGGGCUCCCUCAAGGCUCGGUACUCGCACCGGUACUGUUUAAUCUAUAUAUCUCCGACAUUCCACAUACAACGUCAACAAAAUUUGGGCAUGCCGACGAUUUAGCUCUUGCCAUCCGCAGUAAAACUAUAGAGGAAGCUAAUGGCCUACUAUCAGAAAACCUAUCUGUACUGGGAAAAUAUUUCGCAAACUGGAGACUAAUCCCAAAUAUGAAUAAAACUGAAGUGUCGUGCUUUCAUCUCAAUAAUAACACAGGCCGACAUGAUUUUUGUAACACGAGUCAGUUGCAGAAUUUCUUCAUAAAAAUAUGCUUCUAA
Messenger RNA from Sitophilus oryzae (rice weevil), 2130 nucleotides. RefSeq lists its product as uncharacterized. NCBI's taxonomy places the organism in Eukaryota, Metazoa, Arthropoda, Insecta, Coleoptera, Curculionidae. Gene Ontology annotation, molecular function: catalytic activity. The transcript has 2 exons. The coding region runs from base 1 to 2130 and encodes 709 amino acids. The record is from RefSeq and is a predicted model, not a curated record.